This is a messenger RNA of Naegleria gruberi, 4774 nucleotides long. RefSeq lists its product as uncharacterized. Bases 1 to 4758 code for a protein of 1585 amino acids. The record is from RefSeq and is a predicted model, not a curated record. Lineage: Eukaryota; Heterolobosea; Eutetramitea; Acrasida; Naegleriidae. The transcript has 4 exons.
AUGAGUUCUCUUCUCAAGGUACUACAGAGUGAGUUGAGAUCUUUAUCUGUGGAAGCACAACAGAAGAAGUUUCCGGCAAUCAAAGAUGCUGCUGAUCGUGGUGUCAGACAACUAAGAUCGAUACAAGAAAAGAUGGAAGAGCAAGGUAUUUCAUCUGAUCAAGUUAUUCAGUUGAUUAAAGGAAAUAAUGAGGAUAUUGUUAAACCAUUUCUUAUAGCUUGCGAAAGCAAAACAACAAAAUUAAUAGUGACUGCUCUAUCUUCACUUCAUCAACUUUUACUAUAUGGUGCUGUACCCGAGUUAGUCUUGGCAAUUUUCACUGCACGAGAGGGUUAUGAACUUAAUCAAAUUACACUCUCAAAAUUGUUAAAAUUAUGCUAUUCACUGGAAGGAUCUAAAAGUUUAAAUGUUGACAUGACUGCUAAAGCCACUCUUCGUCAAGCUACAAUAUCAAUUUUUGAAUUUUUAAAACCUAAAAUUAAUCCAGAGACUAAUGAAGAAUUGGAAAGAUCCAUUGAUGAGGAAUCUAAUCAAUUCAAGAAUGCAUUUUUGUAUUUUAAUGAUCUUUGUGCUACUAUUCAAGGUGAAACAGGGGAAUGGCUUGGAAUUUCAAAUAUAGAUAUUAAUUUUAUUCUUGAAUUGGUUGAUUCAGUACUGUCACAUUAUGGAAAAUAUUUUACAACAUUUGAUCUAUUCAAGAAUAUCAUCAGUCAAAGAAUGACACCAUUUUUAUUGACAAAUAUUAGUAAUAUUUCUAAUGGAAGUUCUACAAAUUUUUCUUUAAUGCUUCGAGUUUACAAGCUUUUAAGCUCUGUAAUCAAUUCAUUUGGUUUGGUUCUUCAUUUUGAAACUUUUACUCUUGUCAUUUGUGAUCACUUGCGAGAUGUUAUUGAAAAAUCUUCCAAUCAAUGCAACAAGGUAUUGGCUUUAGAAGUGUUGAAAAGUAUAUUUUAUGAUUAUGAAUUAUUGAUUCAUAUUCAUAAAUCUCUACCUUCAUCAUCUGAGAAUGGUGAAUUGAAUAUUGAUGGACAUAUUAUUACAAAACUUUCUAGUGCUGUCACUACCUAUGUACAACAGUUACUCAACUAUAAUACAUCAGCCACUCCAGGUACUCCAACAGACCCGAUGAGUGCCGAGAAGAAUACUCAACCAAUUAAUACAGGAAGCAGUAGCUUAUCUGCAAAGUUAAGCAAUUUUGAUUUAACACAAAAACAAACUUCAAGACUAGAUAUUCUAGUUGACAAGACUACCUAUUCACCUUCUCUUGGAGAAUCAAUUGGUGCUUGUUUAGAGUGUAUCACUGGAUUAAUAACUUCCCUGAGUAUCAUGUCAGGUAUUCAGAAACCAACUGGUCCUAUCAAGAAAAACCAAGUUGAUGAAGAUACUGAAGAAUCUUUGGAAAAGAAAAAAAUAUGCUCAAUAUUUGUAAACCUUGUUUGGGCGCCAACAUUAACUUUAUUGUAUAUUCUCUUAGAGGUUUGUGAAGGUGAUGAAAAUAUUCAAUCAAUUUUGAGAAACUACCUCUUAUUUACUCAUACAUGCGGAAUUACUGGAUUAUCAGCACCAAGAGAUGCCUUCUUGACAAACCUUUGUAAAUUUACCCCAAAAAUCAAAUUAUCCAGAAGAACCUAUUCCAGUUCUAAUCUUAGUAAUACUAGCGAUCUAUUCUACACAACUUAUGAACCAGUUGUUGCAAAUAGUGCUAACAGCCCAACCGAUGUAACAAUGAAAAUGGAUGACCUCAAUAGAAAAUCUGUAUUGGUCAUGAAAAUAUUGUUCAAUAUUGCUCACUGUCUUGGUGGAUUGUUGGGGAGCAGUUGGUACUUGUUGCUUAAGAAUUUCUUGGUAAUUGAUAAGCUACUCAACCAAAGAAUGCCUUUCACAUCAGCACCAGAAAGUGAACAAGAAGAUUUAAAUAUUUUGUUUGCAGCUUUACAAAAUUUAUUCAUGAGUACCUCUCACUUGAGUGAUGAAUCUGUUCUUGUAAUGUUGAAGUCAUUGUGCAGAUUGUCACAAGAUACAACCAAUAAUGCCCUCCUUGGUGAAAGUAGAUUAUUUGCAGCACAAAAAAUUUUGGAAACUGUUCAAGUCAAUAUGAAUAGGGUAGAGAAAACAUGGCCUCUGUUUUCCUCUCACAUUCUAUGGUUGGUAGAGAAUGAAAAUGAACAUACUCGUAAAUCAUCUAUUAAUUUCGUUUAUGAAGUUAUCAUCUCAAUGUAUAGACCUGAGAAUAACAAAUAUAGCGUAAGAUUUGGAAACAAGGACGGAGAAUUGGAAAGUAAUGAGAUAGUAUCUCCAGAUUUGGAAAGAAUUGUGUUUACUAUUUUCAUGGAUAUUUUCCAAUCAUCAUGUGAUUAUAUGGAAACAAGAGAACAACUUUUGACAACUCUUAACAGUCUUAUUGGUAAAUGUGGCCACAAGCUCACUACAGCCUGGACUGUUUUGCUUCCAUUGUUAAAAGAAUGUGCUGCUCUUCCUACCUCGAAAAAGAAGUCAGCAAAUAGCACUGUAAAUAGAGCCAAAUUAAUUCCACUUGGUUUCAAGUGCGUACAAUCCAUAGCCUCCAAAGAAUAUUUACCAACAUUAGGAUUUGAAUGUCUUACAGAGUUUUUCACUGUAAUCAGUGCAUAUGUCAAACAAAGAGAUGCCUCAGACUUGAAUUUAAGUUUUGUUGCCAUCAAUUUAUUUAUGAGUAGUGCUGAAUUUUUAACUGACAGAUAUCCAAAAGUAAAGAAUCAAGACACUUACAAAGAUGAUAAAGAGGCAGGAGAAAAUGAAGGUGAUUUGAGUAGAGUUGAUGAAUUGUGGUUGACUCUUUAUGAGCAGCUCAGAGAAGCAACUGUAGACUCUAGACCUGACGUUAGAAACUCUUCCCUUAAAAUCCUAUCAUUUGUAAUGGUUUCACAAGGAGAUCAACUCAUCAAAAAGACAUGGGAAAAGUGUAUUUCUGACAUUCUCUUGAAGAUUCUCGACAUGACACACGAAGCUGCUACCUCUGCUGAGACCAGUUUAGAAGAUUUUGAGCUCCCAACAGCAGGAAAAGAUGCUCAAAUUGAGUCAGAUGAUUCAAAGAAAAAGAAGAAACAAAUUGUUGUUCACCACACAAGAAAUACUGCCGCUAAACAAUGGAGCGAAACAAGAGCCUUGGUAAUUGAUUUCGUAUCUAGAGUUGUUUGUGAACACGGAAAAACUAUCCUUUCUGAAAUUCCAUUAUUUGUUGAUAAGGCAUGCAACGAUAUUACAUUAUUUAUUCACAAGUCUGUCCUCUCCAAAACAUCAGAAAUUGCCAUGACAGCUGUUAAAAAUCUAUACGAUAUGAUCAGCUGUACAAGAGGUAAAAUUAAGCAAAAUCUGUGGAAGGGUGCUUGGGAAAUUUGGCAUACACUUGCAGAUUUUUCCAAGUAUGUCACUAAUGAUAAGAAAGAAUCAUUUGUAAAUGUGGAUACAAUAACUCAACUAUUAGAUGGUAUUGGAAAAUUAUAUGAACAACAACAAAAUGGAGGUGAAAGUAUCUUCACUCAAGAGGAUAUUAGAAAUGUUAUUAAUUAUCUUAUUGACCAAUUUCUAGUUUGUCCUGCAGCUGUAAAUGUAAUAAUAUUCCCAUCUGCCGUGCAAAGAUCUUGUAUGGAUUUGGUUUGUAAAAUUAGUUCAUUCUCUGACGAAACUAGAGAAUACAUUUUUGAUAUUUUAAGCAAUCAUCUUCCUUCUAAGAAUUCAAUUAGAAAGGGACAAAUAGAGACACCUGUCAAGUAUGCUGUUUUACUUCAAAAAACUUUGCUUGAGUGUUGUUGUUUGCAAGCUCCUACAGCUGUUAGACAAAAGCUUUUUAAGCAAACUAUUCAGUUAUUGGGCGAUAUGAUUCAAACCAAGUUUGUCAAACAAUCCAAUCAAAAGAGCUACUUUUUAUGGAAAUCCUCCAUCAAGGGUUUAGAAAAUGUCGUUAAGGCUUGUGUUAUUUCUCCAGAAGACAGUUUUGUUAAAGAUGUUGAUGAGGAAACAUGGAAAGAUUUGUGUAUCGCUAUUGAAGAAUUCCUAUUCCAUGAAAGUUAUAUUGAAUCAACAGACGAGGAUGAGGAAUAUGAGGAUAGCAGUAGUGAAGAGGAUAAUGCUGAAACUGAAGAGGAAACUGAUGAAAGUAUUUUACUGACAGAACUCAUUUCUAAAUUUGUUUUAGUACACAUUGAUGCCACCACAGUUAAAAAGAGAUUGCUCAUGAUAUUGGAGAAGGCAACACAUUUAGCCCCAAAGAAGGUUGCCAAACAUUCUCUCAAAACACUCUUCUACUUUGUUUCCAAUGCCACACAAAAGUUGGAAAAUGUUUCUUCUAAAGAAGAAGAUUUGACAGAGACUGAACGUAAUGAAGUAGAUUUGGGAAGAUUUGUUUUACCAAUUUUAUUCAAGCGAUGCAAAUCCAUUUUGAAUCAAUUCAUUCAAGAUGAUAAGAGAAGUGGUAAUUGCCCUCUGCCAAAACACAGAAGACAAGAAUUGUACAAUACACUCAUUGAACUCAAAUCUAUCAGGGUAAAUCCUUUACUGUACUCUGAGCUUAAUAAGUUAUCUGAACUUUCUGAAAAUCAAUCACUAGCUUUGAAUGGAUAUCAAGGAUUGGUUGUGAGAUUAUUCCCAGUUUUGUGCGAGUUUAUUUCCUACAAUAGUAACAAAGAAUCCAUCUCGGCAGUUUUGUUGGAAAUGUUCAAGAUUGUGAGUAAGGAACUUGGCAUUGGAGAAGCCCAUCUUUUGAUUGAUUCAGAUGAAUAAAAAUGGUCUACUUUUU